CGCGCCCGCGGGGCUCCGGGCCGGGCCGUCCACCCUCCCAGCCGCCGCCGCCGCGUCCCCGGAGCCUGCGGGCGGCGCGGAGGCCGAGGAGCGCUCGCUGCAGCACAUGCUGCGCGCCAUAGCCGAGGAGCGCGGCCGCCUCAGCCUGCGCCGCGAGGUCUGCGGCCUCGGGUGCUUCAAGGAUGACCGCAUCGUCUUCUGGACCUGGAUGUUCUCCACCUACUUCAUGGAGAAGUGGGCGCCGCGGCAGGACGACAUGCUCUUCUACGUGCGCCGCAAGCUGGCGCUCGCGGGCAGCGAGGGCGCCCCCGACGGGAGGAAGCCGGCGGAAGCCGAGCCCGAGGUGGAGGUGGAAGUGUACCGGCGGGACUCCAAGAAGCUGCCGGGCCUCGGGGACCCCGACAUCGACUGGGAGGAGAGCGUCUGCCUGAACCUCAUCCUGCAGAAGCUGGACUACGUGGUGACAUGCGCCGUGUGCACGCGCACCGACAGCGGGGACAUCCACGUCCACAAGAAGAAAUCCCAGCAAGUGUUCGCAUCUCCCAGUAAACACCCCAUGGACAGCAAAGGGGAGGAGUCCAAGAUCAGCUACCCCAACAUCUUCUUCAUGAUCGACAGCUUCGAGGAGGUGUUCAGCGACAUGACUGUGGGGGAAGGAGAGAUGGUGUGUGUGGAGCUGGUGGCCAGCGACAAAACCAACACGUUCCACGGGGUCAUCUUUCAGGGCUCCAUCCGCUACGAGGCGCUCAAGAAAGUGUACGACAACCGCGUGAGCGUGGCUGCCCGCAUGGCACAGAAGAUGUCCUUUGGCUUCUACAAGUACAACAACAUGGAGUUUGUGCGCAUGAAGGGGCCACAGGGCAAAGGCCAUGCUGAGAUGGCGGUCAGCCGCGUGUCCACUGGUGACACGUCCCCCUGCGGGACCGAAGAAGACUCCAGCCCGGCUUCGCCCAUGCACGAGCGGGUGACCUCCUUCAGCACGCCCCCGACCCCCGAGCGCAACAACCGGCCUGCCUUCUUCUCCCCGUCCCUCAAGAGGAAGGUGCCGCGGCACCGGAUCGCGGAGAUGAAGAAGUCCCACUCGGCCAACGACAGCGAGGAGUUCUUCCGCGAGGACGGCGCCGGGGCCGAUCUGCACAGUGCCACCAACCUGCGGUCCCGGUCCCUGUCUGGCACGGGGCGCUCCCUGGUGGGGUCCUGGCUGAAGCUGAACAGAGCAGACGGGAACUUCCUUCUCUAUGCACACCUGACCUACGUCACUUUGCCGCUGCAUCGGAUUUUAACAGACAUCCUGGAGGUCCGGCAGAAGCCCAUCCUGAUGACCUAGCCGUGCGCGGGGCCUGCGCCGAGCCCCCAGCCCUGCCCAGUCCUGGGAGUGCUGCCAAGUGCCUACCUGUCCACCGCCACUGGGGUCUUCGGGGACCACCCAGCGCCGGAGCCAGAACCAGGCGGGGCUGCUCGACUCCCGGGGCCAGGGCCGACUCCACGAACACCAGCCCAAACGGAAGUGCCUCGUUCUCCCUGCUGGCUCCGCUCCCACCCCUGCGCCCACCCAGCACCCCCCGGCCCAUCUCUGAGAAUGCUCUGCACCCAAAGAGGACCAGAGACACCAAGACGCCGCAACAGAGCAGAGGAACAGCGGCAUCCAGAGCGCCCAGACCCCCGCGUGCCGCAGGAGCCCAGGCAGAGCCCCCUCGGGGGCGCCCGGUGGGUCAGACCGGGGUCAGGUUUGGCAGGGCCGUACUGUGAGCUUCAGCAUCCGAGUCCGCCCCCGCCACCCGUCCCCUGCUUACCACUUGGUCGUAAGUGGGUCUCUGCCGGGAGCCAGGCGCCCUGCUGUCGGACGGCUUUGCUCUGGGCUGGGAAUACCUCACCCUGCGCCUGGUCCCCGAGGGCCCCGAUCCCGCCAGAAUGGCCUUCGCUUCCAGCCAAAGAGCAUCACCAACACACACACCUCCAACGUGGAGACAACCCGUUCGCACCUCGGCUGGCACGACCCGCGGAUUUGGAUUCUGAGGGCAGCCGGGAGGGCUUGGCAGCCAGAUGGCAGAAGGGCAGGGCCGGUGUCCCCCGGAAGGUUCCAUCCUCUGAGGCUGCAGGAGGGGACAGGGAGUUUCACCUUCCCUGGUUUCCUAGAGCUUUUUUCCUUGGGGCGUGCUGGGUCCGUUUCUCAGACCAGUCACUGAGGCAAAGAGCUGGUCUGGUCUGGUCUGGUCCGUUCGAGUGGGCAGCCGUCCAGCCCGGUCUCACUCCAGCCUGAGGGGCUUCCGUCUAAGGUGACACGUGUGCUCUUCCCAAGAGCAUGAGCCCCGGAGAUCAGAAGUGGUCCUCCUUCCACCGGGAAUGAGCCGUCGGCUGGGUCUCUGCUGUUUCAUCCGCGUUCUCGGGAACAUUCACAGGGUUCCUGCUCUGCGGUUAGAGGUUCUCGGGGACGUGUUUUCCUGUCCAUUUCUAUUCCGUGCGCUCCAAGGGUUUGCGCUGGGCUCCGGGAACAGGGGACUACUUUGGGGCUUUCUCCAGAUUUUGUAUGCUGUUAUUAAAAGCGAGCUAAUGCAUUUCAUCCUGCCUCAGUUUGCCCACCUGUAAACGGGGCUGAUACCACCUACCUCACUGAAGUCGCCAGGUUCCAGUGCACGACCGGUCAGGGUGAGAUGGCCCGCCAUUCUGCAGAGCUCAGCGCAGGUCAGGGUCAGGCUAGCGGGGUGCCUGCCCCCUCCAGUCACCAGGCCAAGGAGGCGUGUGGGGGGGUUGGGGACGCAUUCCUGCCUUUUCUGACAGUGCCCCGCUGGGCUGCUGUGUCUCGGCUCCCUGCACGACUUCUCGUUCCAAAGCAGCAUCCUAGGGCAGCAGAGUCAGCUCACAGCCCAAGGUGUUGGAGCGCAGCCUCAGGGCCGGGAGCAGGGCCCGCACUGCCCCGCUUGUGUCCGAGGCGGCUGAAUUGCCGCUUUUCUUCUGGUUGUCUGGGGUCUGAAGACUCUGGAACUCCGCUCUCGGGAGGAAUGCAGUCCUGAGGUGCUUCCCACGGGGGGGACGAGGUGGUUUUAGGCAGGAAGUCGGCUCCUCUGUUAGGACACAAACCUAGAUUCUGCCCCAGGGGGAACUGGGGGCGCGGGGGCAGGAACGUGCGGGUGUGCUUGGCAGGUCUUGGGCUGCGUGCCAGGCACGGUGGUGGAGAGAUGGCACCUCAUCUGUGAAGUGUGUGAACGGACGCACACAGGGCUUGGAGGGCUUACAUCCAACUUUAGGUGGCACUUGGCAUUUGCAGGCGCCAUGCAAAGCAUUUAGGUCCUGUCAUUACCCCUUCUUAGAGACGAGGCACAGAGAGGGUAGGUGUACUGCCCGAGUCUGAACAGCAUGCAAGACACAGGAGCCCAACCCAGGCACGUGGUCCAGGGGACACUGAGCCAUGACACUGCUUUCCCAGGACAGACGCCUGAAUGGUGGUGGAGUGGACCUUUCUCAGUCUUAAAUCUUCUAACGAGUAGGCAGUAAGCUGUUUCUCUGCUUUUGCUACUUUCAAAGUAGUGACAUCAGUAACGUAGUAGUAGAGGAACAAGUGACACGGCCAGAACCGGGGCCCCGACAUCCCAGGGUGGCCUGGUGUUGACACGUCUCACUUCCUGUGGGGCCAUCUUUCCUUUUCCGGGAACGCCCCUGUCUGUAUAACGUGGGCACGGUGCCCAGGGCAUGUGGACAGCUCUUCACUGGGGCUGGAAUCUCGCAAUCAGUUGUCCUUUGAAGAAACCCGCAACCUCUCACUGUCUUGUGACAUUAACAGGGAAGGCAACCUUUUUUUAGAGACACGUCGUGGUCCUGGAGGCAGCGGGGGCACAUCGUCUCCACUGCCACCUCCUUCAGCACUGGAAGGUCCUGGCAGCGUUGAGCCUCAGCCUCCGGGGUCUCAUGGGGCUUCCAGUUCCCUGUGAAAACCGCUGAGGCUUGUUCUCUCAAAAGAAGAACAUUAUUUUAUUGAAAACGUAAGUCACAGAGAAGUAUUUGAAUGUGAGAAAAAGCAAAAUAUUCGAUCGCAGCCAGCAUGGAGGGAAGAUGGGUUUUCUGACGAGUCGGGGCCUUGCUCACCUUCGGGCUUGUCAAGGCCGGUUAACGAAUCAUCAGAAUUCAGACGGGUUCCCGUCCACGUGGAGCAAUGACGAAGACAGAAAGGCAGGCGGCUCAGAAUCUGGCUGGAAUUAAACCAGGAUCUGUUUUUGCUGUUUUAAUCACAGAUAACUAGUCAGUAGGCUUUUUGGAAGAGUGACAUGAAGGCUUUUUUUUCCCCAUGAAAAGACAUUUCAGAGGGCGGUCCCUGUGCAGUUGGCGUGUUCUGAUGACUUCGAAAAACACAUCGAUGGUAUCGCACCGUGGUGGGUUUAAACUGCAGGCCACAGUUCAAGGACUGGCACCGUCAGCUGCCUAAUGCACCUCAGUAGUGGGUUUCACUCUGACAUACGCAUAUUCUGUUCAGGUUUCCAGUGGAGCUGGAAGGUAGUUUCAUACCCAGUUUCAAAACCCAAGUCUCUUGCUAAGACGGUCAGCCCCGUCGAGGCCCUCUCGUCUGUGUGUCGGGGAGCAGAAUCACUUCUCUUUAAAGACCACCGCCCUGACUGGACACAGACUCUGAGUGGAAUGUACCCGAGCAGAGGCAGCCUUCGGAGGGGACAGCCUCUGGGAGUCAGUGACAGGCGCUGGGCCAGCCUUCCUUUGUUCCUUUUCACUGGCAGACAGGAUCCUCAGUGGAGAAGGGGCCCUGCCACCGUCGUCGUCGUCUGCGCCCAGGGACAGAAAGCUCUGGGGACACCACACACGAGCCAAGUCACUGGAAGCCCAGGCUCCUGGGGUGGGGCUCGGCGUCCUCGGGCGUGGAGGUGUUUGUGUUUACAGGUUUCUGCCCUCCCCGGGGCAGGCAGCUGGGCAGGCAGCCCAAGCUCAGUAGAACAAAACCAACCGCGAUGCGCCGCCUUGGCCGAGUGGGGGCGAGUGUCUUCUGCCCCACGUCUGUAAGGUUGGGCGAUUCAGAUGUAAAUACUAAUCUUUUAUGGUUUCCAAACAAAUUCUAUGUAUGAGAACGUGUAAACCUGCAAAGAAAACCUGUUGAAGAUUUUUCACUACCUUGAGGUUUAACUAAAAUGAUUUCUACAAAAUAUAUUUUAGCAAAAACACCGUGACGGCAUAUACAUUGGCUACAUUCGGAUUUGAUGGGCAGUGGUAUUUCCAUAAACAUGGUCAACAGCUUCUGGAUCAGCCAUCUUCCACGUCCAACAGAAGUAACUUCUACACAGUAUUAGUGGUUGGCUGUUAACUGUGCUUUAUAGACUCUGCGUUUCUUUUGAAAGCUGAUUUGCAUGUUGGGUAUUAUUUAUUUCUUUAAUGAAGCUACCUAGUUAUUUUUUCCUCUGAUGGAUGUUUCAGAUUAAAUAUGGAUGUUAUAGCAAUGUGUUAACUUACUGAUUGAACCUCAGUUUUCCCCCAGAGAUUCCUUGAACUCUUUUUUUUUUUUUUUUUUUUUUUGCACUUUCAUACAAAUUGCUUUCUUGAGUGACAGAAGCCGCCCCAUGCCCUGGCUUUGGCAGGCCCGGGAGGCAGCGGGGGGUCUGGAGGCCAGCAGCUGCAGUUUGGUCAGAUGCUGGAUUUGCAAAAUGAAAGAUGUGUUUCGGGUUCAGCUCUUGGCCCCUGUAAAGUAGUAUGCACCCUCCCUUAAGUUAUACUUAAAAUCUCACAAGCUCUUGCUCAAGAACCUCUCAGAAGCCCUCGCAGAAGUGGGAAAAUGACUAGAAUAAAAGUCUGGUGUCUCACGUUCUAGUUUUGGCAGCUUCCCAACAAGCUACCUGGUCUCUGGAGGCUGUUUUUUAGACAGUGGCUCUUGGUUGCUUUUCCAGCUCCACAGUUAUCAGGUCGAUAUGGGGGCAGCUCACACCUCUGCCAGAGGGGCUUCUGCACGCUCACUGCAGGUGGAAGCCCUCUCAGCAGCGGGCUUUGGCUUUCCAUGGUCAGGCGGCCGGUCUGGUCACGGGCACAGGUGAGGCCUGUGAUCCCGUAGAAGGCUAUAAAGAAUGACAGAAUAAAAAGGGGGCUCUGGGAGGUACACACACAAAGCUAGAAGUCGAUUAAGGGUCAUCACGUCAAAUGACAUCGCUUAGGCGUUGCUGGACACACCGGCAUCAGAAUCCUCUGAAGCGGCCUGAGCACCUGCAGCCUAUACAGGACGGUGCUCGGGAAGGAGGCAGGUUAGCGGGUAAAGAAGGACUUUCUUGUUAUCCAGUCAGCCCCUGGCUAAACAGGUCCUUUUAAGACAGCCGCCUGAGGAAUAUUUAACAGGUCUUUGGGGAGAAAGUUGCUACCCUGGAAGCCACCUGCCGCGACCGCAUUCCCGUCUGUGUGUCUGUUCUGAUUCCGGCCUAGAUGCACUUCUAGGAACUACUGUCAGGCCCCAGAAACAUGUUGACUGGAAGGGAAAACCUUUGGGAAUUUUACACUGGGAGGAAGGGUAAGUGUAAAAUAACUUAGUCCCUAAAAUAAUGCGGUUCAUUGUCUAUACACGUGUUGAAUGUACAAACGUGCUGUACCUUGUGCUGGAGUGUCCAAAUGGCAGCGCAGCUGGCAAGUUUGUGAGGAGGGGAGACUGUGGGCAUGGCCACACCCAGAUGAGGUCUUCUGUUCCAGCUUCACCGAAUUCCCUCCUGACUGGGCCUCUACCUGGGCCAGGAUCAGCAAGAUACGUCCUUCCUUUCUGUGGAUUAAGGGUCUUUCAUCUUGGAAUCUGACUUUAAUAAAACAAUGAGAUUGCUCAGUUUGAAAUACCAUGGUGUUUUAGUAAACAUUAGUGAUUAUACGUGCAGUGAAUAAUUUUCUUAAAAAGAUGUCGGCCCAAUUCAGGACCAGUGAAGCGCAGUCUGUAAUGGACACAUACCUAUACCUUCAGGCGGCACGCUCGUCUUGUGAGCUUUUUAGGGCCGCACCUGCGGCAUGUGGAGGUUUCGAGGCUAGGGGUCUAAUUAGAGUUACAACCGCCGGCCUACACCAGAACCACAGCAACUCGGGCUGCGGGCUGCGUCUCCAACCUACACCACAGCUCAUGGCAAUGCCAGAUCCUUAACCCACUGAGUGAGGCCAGGGAUUGAAGCCACAUCCUCAUGGAUACUAGUCGGGUUCAUUACCUCUGAGCCUCGACGGGAACUCCCCCUCCAGGUUUUCUUCUGAACUGUAGACUCACCACCUACCUUCGCAGAUGCGACGACGCUGGAGUUGAGACGUGUGCUGAGGCUGGCACAGUUCCUGGCACCUGGAGAAUCAUUCCCCCUAAAUUGUGCCAAAAGGGUACUUCUUAGGUUGUCUUUAAACAAGUCAUCUGGGGAGCACAGAGGUAGCCCAGUGGUUCUCACAUUUGACAUGUGUCCAAAAAACACCUGUUAAAACCCAGGCCUCUGGUGGUAAAAUAUUCUGGCAUAAGCUAGUAACUAGGUGAUGGUUGCACAACUCUGAAUAUACUCAAACCAGCUGAGCCAUACACAUUAAAAAAAACCAAAACAUGUGCCCAGGCCCCUGCCCAAGGUUGAUUCAUCAGGGGUAGGUGGGGCCUCCAAAUCUGCAUUCCUAAUGGGUCCCUGGGUGCUGCUGCUGCUCCAGGGGCCACCCCACAGGGCCAGCCCUGCAGUGCUGCAGCCCUGCCACACAGCUGAGCACCUAAGAGGCCGGGUGCAUCUGAGUCACUGCUUCUCCUCAGUCUUACUCCCUUAGUGCCUUUGGCAGUUUCCUUUAUAGAUGUUAUCAGUUCCAGAAGAAUCCUUUGAUGGGUGACCUAGUCUUUUUUUUUUUUUCUCUUUUUGCCUUUUGAGGGCCACUCCUGUGGCACAUGGAGGUUCCCAGGCUAGGGGUCGAAUCGGAGCUGUAGCUGUAGCUGUCUGCCUACGACAGAGCCACAGCAACAUAGGAUCCAAGCUGCGUCUGCAACCUAUACCACAGCUCAUGGCAACGCCGGAUCCUUAACCCACUGAGCAAGGCCAGGGAUUGAACCCGCAACCUCAUGGUUCCUAGUCGGAUUUGUUAACCACUGAGCCAUGACGGGAAUUCCAGUCUUUAUAUUUUAACAGACGGCACCUUUUAUCAACCACCUAAGUGCUGCAUAACUCAGGACUGUUUUAAAAAUGAGAGCCUUACUCUAAAACACUAUCAUAAUUAUACUACAAUUUAAUCUGUUAAGGCCUUAACAGUGAUUUUCUAAAUCACCAAACUUAAGGUUACAUAAACUCAAAAUAUGUAUUUUCUUGAUCAGUUUGAUCCCUAAUUUAAAAACGUCCCUUCUGGACACAGAUCCCAACUCCCCUUGUCUGGAAGAAACCUCACCUGCCUUAACUGUAGCUCCUUUGAAGAGCCCACGUCUGGAAGGUCUGCUGCAAGCACUACAUUCGAGACUACACAAUAAGCUUCUAGCACAAUACCCAAUGAAAGCGUUAUUCCCGUUCUCACUGAAACGUGAAGCCAAAAGAAACCCUCGAAGGGUCUGGGAUGGGUCUCCUCCAGCACAAGGGGGUCUGACAACAAGUGGGCUGGGCCGCCUCCCCUCCCGGCAGACCUUCCUGCUGUUGGGAGGCUUCUGGGCACUGCUUCUGCAUCGGGCACUGGCUCUGCCCCCCGCCAGGGCUUGACUUGGGCACUUCAGUGGUUUUACGGCAUUACAGCGCCAGGUGCGGCACGGAAGAACACCAAAGUUUCAAACACUGCGAUUCUGCUUACUUUCCCUUUAUUCACAGUUCACGAUCCGUACACUUCCUCAAUGGGAUCAUUCAAAAGCUAAUACAAACUGAGAUUACACUGACAGGUCAAGGAUUUGCGUUUUAGGAAACGAGUUCCUAUUUAAAACAGAAAGCAAACGACUCCCCCACUUGAUUGCUACGAAGCUUCCUGUCUCUGCUGCAACGGCGUCUGCAUCAAACGCAGGCUCCUCGGUCCCUACGUGAUCACCACUGGCCACAGACGUACACGGGGCCUGGUGCUCAGAGGACCGCGCGGGAAGACGUCUGGACAGGCCCCCCACUGCCCCCGCUGGUGCUACAGGACAAAUCCAUUUCCGCCGGGAAUUCUCACUUCUAGAAUGAGGAUGACUACCAGGGGUUAGGGAAUGAGCCGCUUAGUUUGCAAAUCUGCAGAGCCUUCAAAAUACACCGUGCUUACAUUUAUUUGGAUUGUUCUGAAAUACAAUCAUGACUGGCAAGUGCUCAAAAACAAGCAACUUAUUUAUCUCUAAAACGGAACCAAAAGGCUUUCUCAGUGAAAAUUCAUUCUGAACUCUUAACAGUAAGGUAGAAUAUUAGGUUUUUUUCCCUCUACCCCAGAACAGGUAGGUAUUUUUGGCAUGCAGCAUAUCAAAAAUAUGAUCUGGAAUUGAAACUGUAAAACAAUAAUCCUUUGAAAGAAAAUUAGUUAAUAAACAUACCUGUCCUUCCACGGGAAACACAAUCUGAACUUUAAACCCUGGACACACAUUUUCAACCUAGUUUAAUUCCAACACUCCAUUUUGGCUUCAUGGGAAAUGGCUCAAAAGGAGGAGAGAACA
This is a messenger RNA of Sus scrofa (pig), 9550 nucleotides long. Its product is annotated as KIAA0930. Lineage: Eukaryota; Metazoa; Chordata; Mammalia; Artiodactyla; Suidae. The record is from RefSeq and is a predicted model, not a curated record.